GACGUCACUCAAGACGUUCUUCCCUACCGGAAACCGCUCAGUCAAGAUGGCGGAUGCUUUCCCGCUCAGUUGUUGAUGUACUUUGGCCAACAGUUACAAAGAUAAACCGAUUUAGCACUGAAAUUCGUUUUUCAACGUGUUUGGGUCGCGGUUUAACCGACUUUGUAGUAGUCAACCACACCAUCAGAGGUGUCUGAAGGAGUUUCCACAGGCCGGACGAUCAACGGUUCUUUUGUUGCUCACGGACGGACCGUUACCCACAAAGCGUGGGUGUUCAGGUACUCGGUAAACUUUUUUAGGUUUUAAAUGGUUGGCUAAAGGACCAGUACAACUUCACUCAAGACUAUCUGACUCAGAUAUCUGUAAGCUAGCCACAUUUAAAGAUGUCUGACUUUCGAAUGAGAGAAGUCAGGGCCCUGCUGAAUACAACCAUGGAGUCAGUCCUGAGAAGGGCUAUGUUUGAAAUAAUGAAGAUCAUGGAGAACAGCCUACAUGACCAUCAGCUGGAGCUAGCCCAGAAAGGAGAAGAGAUUGUCCACCUGAAAGUGAAGUUACAGAAAGCGGAGUUACAGCUCAGAGAUGCUUUGUAUACAGAUGGGCAAGAAGCACGCGUCCAUCAUCAGAUGAUUGAAAUACAAAGAGACCCUGAAGUUGUUACACAUGCCGCUAGUAACGUAACUUUUCCUGAGAUUGACUUUGAAGUGCCUGAUGACUGGUGUGCUCCUGUGGGCUACGAGAGUCCUACAAAGCAAGAUGAUGUCACGUGUCCUAGUGUGAGAUUGCGGCGACUGUCCAUUCCUCUAUUUCCUAUACCAAUAAUCAAGAAAGAGGAGGCUCCCCAAGUCAUUGACCCCAACCUGGAAACAAAAGGUCUCAGGAGAUCCAAGAGAGGUAUUUUAUCAAUCCACGCGGGCAAUCAAACCAAGGACGAGAGUUUGACCAUGCAUGACCAAGGAGUUCGACGAAAACAAUUCAGAAAAGGCCUUGCAAUGCUGCUGCAAGAAAAUGCAGCAAAAGGAGUUAUUAUGAGUCCCAGAAGAAGAGAAAAAGAUUCAACAGGAAAGGACACUCCGCAGAAAAGAGAGGACAGAAAAAGUGCAGAAACUAGUGGAGAGUCUGCAGCGCAGCAGACGGUUAAAAGAGAAAGUGAAAGAACAUGCACCUGCAGGUAUUGUGAGAAGGCAUUUGAUACACCGUUUGGCCGACAUGUGCAUGAACGCUGUCACGAGUGGUGCAAGGGUUGCAAAAAAUUAUUUUCUCCUCCAAGUUCCCUUGAAAGUCAUAAGUCACACUGUAAGAAACUCAAGAUAUUGUUGGCAAAAGAUGCACAGUCCCAAGAUACUUCAGAAUGUCAGUCACAUGAUGCAGAAAGUCAGUCACAUGAUGCAGAAAGUCAGACCACAAGUAGCAAUGAAGUAGAGGCUGUUAAGAAAGACAAUGACGCAAACCAUGCUGAGUCAGUUAUCCCGAAUGACAGACCCGCCAAAAGGUACUUCUGUCGGUUCUGCGGCAAAAAGUUUCGGUCAAGUACCAGGCACGAAGAGCACACACGUGUUCAUACUGGAGAAAAGCCAUGUUCUUGCAGCUUUUGCCCAAAGAAAUUCCGGGUUAACCGGGCACUUGAACUCCACAUGAUGAGAAUUCACAAAGACCAAGUGAAUUCCAGGGCCACAAACGGAGACCUUGCAUGGACUGAGCCAUUAGAGGGGAAUGAGGAAUCAGUUUCUCCGGGUGAAGAAACAAGUGCACCAGUCAACCAAGUGGUACUUGCCAGAAAAACACCUUGUAGAUUAACAGGGCGGGGUCUUGGAUGGCAAGAAUGUGGCACACAGUGCCCUGGUGGUUUCAUCUGCAAUGUGUGCUCAAAGUUUAAAAAAAAAAUAUCCCAUUUGAUGGAGCAUUAUUGUGUUCACAUAAAACAGAAGCCCCUUAAGUGUAAAAAGUGUCACGCUCUGUUUCGUUUUAGUGGGAAGCUCGCAAUACAUGUUAAAAAAUGUACAAGGAUCCACUGUGAGAAGUGUGGGAGGACAUUUGCGGAACAAAACAUGUAUGACAAGCAUAUGUCUAAAACUCACAGAGACUGGCCUCUUUCCUGCCAUGUCUGUGGAAAAGGUUUCCAAAUGGCAGGACGCCUCAAAAACCAUGUGGAGCGUUGCCUUGCGCUAAGCAGUCUCACAGCUAAGUGAGUACAUUUUGGGCUAAUUUAUCUGAACCAAGUUGUUUCGACUAUGGGGACAAUUUUAAAAUAGUUGCUGUGUCAAAUGUUUCUUGUAACAUAUGUUAAAACAUUGUUGGAAUCUUUUAUAGCAAAAGUUAUUCUCUGGCUAUCUCAUCUACUGCUUUGAGUUCUGAAACAAACAUUGUCAUGUUUAAAUUUUUCAACUGCUUGAAAAGGCUUGAUUCUUUUUAUUGAUCUAAAUAAACAAAAUGAAAUGAGUGGACUUGUGGACUUGGAAAAAAUCAGGAUUUCUUAUCCUGUAAUGUAAGUGUUGCAAUAUUGUUGCUAGACAAGCAUUGUCACAAUAAAAUGUGUAUGUAAUAACUUGA
Messenger RNA from Notolabrus celidotus (New Zealand spotty), 2547 nucleotides. RefSeq names its product zinc finger protein 235-like. Bases 384 to 2186 code for a protein of 600 amino acids. The record is from RefSeq and is a predicted model, not a curated record. Lineage: Eukaryota; Metazoa; Chordata; Actinopteri; Labriformes; Labridae. The transcript has 5 exons.